AUGUCUAUGACGUCAGACAUGAUGUCCCUCACAGUCACAGUAGACGUUCCAGCCAGACACAUUAAGCAUGACACGACACCUCACCCAGUCAGUCUAGACAUGACACCACACCCAGUAGCAGUAGACAUAAUACCCUAUUCAGUCAGAGUACACAUGACGCCCCACCCAGUCACAAUAGACAUGACACCAUAUCUAGUCACAGUGGACAUGGCACCCUGUCUAGUCCCAGUAGACAUGACGCCCCACCCUGUCACAGUAGACAUGACACGCUAUCUAGUCACAGUAGACAUGACGCCCCACCCAGCCACAGUAGACAUGGCGCCCUACCCAGUAACAGUAGACAUGACACACUAUCUAGUCACAGUAGACAUGACGCCCCAACCAGUCACAGUAGACAUGACGUCCCACCCUGUCACAGUAAACAUGACAUACUAUCUAGUAACAGUAGACAUGACGCCCCACCCUGUCACAGUAGACAUAACACACUGUCUAGUCACAGCAGACAUGACGCCCACCCUGUCACAGUAG
This is a messenger RNA of Liolophura sinensis, 528 nucleotides long. RefSeq names its product platelet glycoprotein Ib alpha chain-like. Bases 1 to 528 code for a protein of 175 amino acids. NCBI's taxonomy places the organism in Eukaryota, Metazoa, Mollusca, Polyplacophora, Chitonida, Chitonidae. The transcript has a single exon. The record is from RefSeq and is a predicted model, not a curated record.